AUGUGUGCAAAAUACGGUACGAAGUGUGUUUAUGGAACUGUCCCUUUUGCUAACAACCCCCCAUCAACUGACCGAUUGGUGCUUUUAAAACGAUUGCAACUCAAAACUCGUGAACUAGAGGCCCGUCUUGCUCAAGGGCCAAGUCCUUCGAACUCCAGUACACAAAAGUCACCAACAAACUCGGUGCUGUCGACGUCAACGACUUCAAGUGCGAUACCCUCCAAGCGGUUGAGUGUAGCAAGUCUCAUUCACGAUGAUUCUGUCUCGAAUGUGGCAGACGAAGAUGACCACGACAUGGUGAUUCUGCCUCAGGUGUACAACUGUAGUCGCAACGAUGCCGGUCCUAGGAACGGUCACUUUGGUCCCUGGACGUCCGACUCGAUUCUACGAGCAGAUCCAAUCUUGAGCAAAGUGUAUAUGAGCUUCAACAACACUCUGGGCAAAGACAAGUUGAUGAGCUCCCUUAAUUCCCAUGAGACUGGAGACUACCGAGGCUCAUUGAGUUUGGAACAGAAGUAUGACGAACUUGGGGAGUAUGAGAGUAUCCGUAUGAUGAAGGACCAAUCGGACAUUGCGAUCUUAUCGAAGAAAAACCUCUUCAACGAAAAAGCAAAGCUUUUCGGCCUACUGUUCUUUGAAGGGGAUAUCAGAGGCACCAGAAAGUUACUCACAAAGAUUAAGAUGGUUUUGCCCAAAAAGAAGGUGGUUUGGAUGUUGUUGGAUCGGUUCUUUUCCAAUUUGGUGCCUUUUUUCGGCAUAGUGGAUGAGUUCGAGUGCAUAUCCAACUUCGAAAGGAUAAUAGGACCUCGUAGCUUGAAGGAUGAACCGAUUCACACUCUUAACAUGCAACAAAAGUUAGACUUUGCUUACGUUGGUAUGCUUUUAGUGUUUCUACGGUUGACUUACCUUUCGUUGUUUUCGAACAUAAGAGCUGUUAAUGAACAAAAUAUUUACAGUGCUAGCACCUCCCAAGCGGCUCAAGAUUUGAAGUAUUUGAUGACUAAUCCAGUAAAUUGGGAAGUCUCUAACGUGGCCCAAAUGUGUUUGAACUUGUUCAAUCUUGUCAAUUCUUCUAACUUGGUAGUUUUACAAUUGGCAACCUUAAUCAGAUACUACCAAAUAUAUGGGCCUGAGUACGGAGAUGAACCGAACUCUAGUGAACCUCAGGUAUUUUCGGCAUUAUUGAUGCAAAUGGCUUACUCAUUGGGACUUCAUCGAGAACCCGAUAAAUUCCCAGAUGGCAAUAAGAACGAAAGAAUGAACCAUGUGGGUCGUAAACUCUGGCACUUGUUGUAUAUCUUGGAUGUUUCGAGUGCAUUGGUGACAGGUUACUCGAGUACUGGUUCCAACUUUUCAGUUGACGUGAAAUUCCCGUAUCUUAAUGAUAGAAACGCCAAUUUUAAGGACUUGAAGGUUGAAAGAGUGAUCUUGAAUCUGAUGGAUGGGGUCACCUCUUACAAGCAGCCACUACAAAAGGUGUUUUCUGCUGUUUCCAAUGUUAACGAGAAGUUCUCUAUGCGAGAUAUCAGCAACACCCUAGGUGAAUGUAUGAACCUUUUAACUGAGUCUCGAACCCAGCAUGCACGGGCAGCAUUUUUUCCAGAUCGAGAGAGCUGGGAAAUUUCUACCUACUACUUCAAAACAUUCAAGAUCAAGUAUCUUUGUCAAAUGGGAGGUGCAAAUAUGGCCUUAAACUUCCAUUUUUCAAACUACUGCUAUAGUAUUGGAAAAGACGAGGUUGCCUUAGAAUAUCUCCACAAGUCACUCAAAGUAUUCUAUGAACAAUUCCACACAGUGAUGGAAACAUCGGUCAUCAACGAUAAGCCGAUAUUUGAAAACGUCAAUGAGUUGAUAACCACUCCAAGCAUCCACUCGUUCAUAUACUUGGCUUCUGUGAUCAAUUUAUCACUUUUGACCAAAGUUGAAAUGCUUCUUGAUCAGCCGCAAGAGCUUUCCGACCUUCGACCCAACUUGUUUGUGUUAAAAAGUCUUUUGUCCAGGGCUCUAGAUGUAUUGUUGAACUUCUUACUGGUAUUGGGAAACAGAUACUAUACACCCUGGAAGAACAGUAAGGUUUUAUCGUUACUUUUGACUGAAGUUCGCAAACCCACCUUUUGCUCCACUUUUGGCACCGCAGUGCCUCCCAACGGGUAUGGUUUGACCAACGAAAAUACCACUCGACUCAUCACCAUGAUCAGCAAGUCAAUGUCUAACCGGUCAUCCUUGAUGGCCAGUGAAUUUAUGAAUGUCAUGCCUGAAAACACCGAUGCUUUGUGGCUAUUGAUCAUAGCACUAAGCAAAAACGAAUCUGAGCACCAGCAACAUAGUCCCCUUGACUGUUCAAUUGCGGAGCUGGCCUUGGAUAUCGGUGAGGAUACGGUGUUUGACUCAUGUCUUGAUGCCGGUUCUUCAGGUUUCUAUAUUGACGAGAUAUUCAAGGACUUCUUCCCAAGUAGCAUAUAGGUUUUGCUGCUAUAUAUAGGAAAUCGAAGCACCACCAGUUUAUGUAUGCCCAUUCGAAUAUAUUAUAAGAUCGCCAAAGGGAACAGUAGAAUAUCUUGGUCCCUAUCUUCAAUAUAGUGGACCGAGACCUCAUCAACCUGGCAUGCUUGGUUACCCCAUA
Yamadazyma tenuis ATCC 10573 is the source of this 2623-nucleotide messenger RNA. Lineage: Eukaryota; Fungi; Ascomycota; Pichiomycetes; Serinales; Debaryomycetaceae. The record is from RefSeq and is a predicted model, not a curated record.